AUGGAGCAGUCCGCAGAGUCACAUCCGGAGGAUUUGUCAAGGAGGAGCAGUGAAGCAUUUUCCUCUUCAAAGCAAGGCAGCGAAGAGGUCAGCGUCGAGGAGCUAAAGAAAAAGGUCAAGGAUUUGGAGCUGCAGCUCGAGUACGAAAUAAAUCGACACGAGGCUGAGGUGCAGGAGAAAGAGGAAAACAUAAAAUCACUGGAAGAAAAAAUAAACGAGCUAGAGUGUUCGAAAAAAGAAUCCGAGGAAAAGGAUGAAGCCAUCCUAAACAUGAGCGAACAGCUUCUCAUCUUAUCGAACAAGUACGACGUGUUGGUGAAGGAAUCAAAGCUACAGGAAGAGGAGCUGAAGCAUUUAAAAAAUAAAAAAAAAUACAGAAACGAUAAAACGAAUGAGUUCAUAAUUACACUAAAAAAACAAAAUGAAGAUUUUAAAAAGGACAAUGAAACUCUAACGGACAAAUAUUCCAAUCUGCUUAUGGAAAAUAGUGGCCUUAAAUGUUCUUGCAAAAUGCUACAAGAACAGCUACAGGAGAGUCAGAAAAACUUGGAAUUUCUAAAGGUGCAUAAUACAAAGGAGUUUGACGAGAAAAGUGCCCUUCAAAUUUUAAACCUCGGAACGGGGUUACUGCAAAAGAGGAGCUUCAGCAAAGAUGGAAAUGAAGCCAAUCCGCUCAAACUAGAAAUAGAAUACAAAGAUAUGAUAAUAAAGAAAUUGCUUCGGAAGAGUUUGACGGAGGAGAAGAUGAAGGGGAUGGACCAAAACAACAAUGACAGCUUCAACGGGAGGGGCAGCACAAUGGGAAAGGAUUGCAACCAGAAGGGGGAGGACUGCCCAAAUGAGGAGGGCUCCCCAAAUGAGGCGAACUCUCCAAAUGAGGCGAACUCUCCAAAUGAGGCGGACUCUCCAAACAAUAACUCCUUUAACCACAACGGGGAGCAACUAAUUACAUUCGAGAAAAAACUGGAGGAGCUGUACCAAAAGUGUGUGCAGUCGCAGAGCGACAAUGACCAAUUGAAGGUGGGGAUAAAAGAAGCAAGAGGAAACACCACGUCGACUGGCAUCGUCGUUGCUAUAGCGAACAAAAUUAAAAAGUUGACUGAUCAUAUAGAUGACCUGAAAAAGGAAAACGCAGAUUUGUUGGGAAUAAUCGACACUCUGAGGGAGUACAUCAACAAGGCCUAUCGCGAAGACGUGAAUGUUCACCAAUUUGACGACUUGAUAAACAACCUCCUUAAGGAGAACUCAACCCUGAAUGACGAACUAUCCAAGCAGAAAAAAAAGAACAUGGUAGACACGUACUUCUUCAAUAAAGAAUUGCAACUGAUACAGAAUGACAAAUUUAAAAUUAUAGAAAAAUUUGAUGAAUCGAAUGUGAAUAAUUUCCCCCACUUGUACGAACCGCUAAACGUGACUCUUAACGAAGCUCCACAUGAGUACCAUGACGAGAUCGCUGAAAAAAGGGAAGCAGGACGAGAUCACGGGGAGAUUGCUACUCCUAAAAAGGACAAGGAUGAGAGGAAAAAUGGAAAAAACUCCCACCUCGUCAAGUCCAACAGGCCAGUAAUCACAGACGAGUUGGUCCACACGUACAUGAAGGAUUAUAUGAUGAAUGUGCAGAACAGGACAUGAUGGCAGGAGUGUCUGGAGUUAUUGCG
Plasmodium cynomolgi strain B is the source of this 1658-nucleotide messenger RNA. RefSeq lists its product as hypothetical. The transcript has 12 exons. Lineage: Eukaryota; Apicomplexa; Aconoidasida; Haemosporida; Plasmodiidae. The record is from RefSeq and is a predicted model, not a curated record. Bases 1 to 1632 code for a protein of 543 amino acids.